Molecule: messenger RNA, 1669 nt
Organism: Toxorhynchites rutilus septentrionalis
Lineage: Eukaryota; Metazoa; Arthropoda; Insecta; Diptera; Culicidae
Product: elastase-1-like
Exons: 2
Coding region: 60-1337 (425 amino acids)
Biological process (GO): proteolysis
Molecular function (GO): serine-type endopeptidase activity
Source: RefSeq, a predicted model, not a curated record
AUCAAAUUUAGUGUCAGUGUUGUGUUCAACGUGAUCACUCUGCAAAUUUAGUCAUAGAGAUGGAGCUUUCAGUGGCGCUAUCCCUCGUCGCGUUGAUAUCGAUAAAAUUCGCGGACUGUUCGCAGUGCGGAGUGCGGCAGGACAAAACACGCUCACUCAUAACAAAUACGUACGAAGUGCAGCCAGGAGAUUAUCCAUGGCAUGCAGCUGUAUAUUUAGUAUCACCUGUGAAACAGUACAUCUGUGGAGGCACCUUGGUCGGCCAGAACGUUGUUAUCACAUCGGCUCACUGCGUGAUGAAUCCUGGUUUGACCCAGGCAAGACCCAUUGAAGAUCUUGUGGUGCAGGUUGGAAAACAUCAGCUCAACGCACGCAGUGGUACCGAACAGGAAAUUGGAUUGAGUUCAAUUAUUGUACCAAAUGGUUUCAGUGCACUACGACAUGAUCAUGAUAUAGCCCUGCUGAUAACAGUAAGCGCUGUUAUAUUCGGAAAAUAUGUUCAACCGGCAUGUCUCCCAAUGUUUUCAUUGAUCGGUAAUAAAACCGUGGGAACAAUCGUUGGAUGGGGCUUCACCGAACAGAACACCGUCUCCAAUGUUCUGAGAGCUGCGAAUGCCCCCAUCGUUUCGAGAGAUACUUGCGCACAGAGUAACCCGGAAGCAUUUGGUCAGAACCUUCCCGAGGAAGUGUUCUGCGCUGGAUAUCGGAACGGUACUAAUGCUUGUAACGGGGAUAGUGGAGGUGGACUGUUCAGAAAUGUGAGGGGCAAAUGGUAUCUUCUGGGUGUUAUUUCGUUUACCGCAGCCAGAAAGCAGAAUGAGAAUUAUUGUAGUUCUACCGAUUAUACGGCUUUUGUGGAUGUUGUAAAAUACAUGAAAUGGAUUAGAAAUAAUUCAGAUUCCAAUUUUGCCCUACCCUGCUCGCAAUCGCUACAACCCGUGAAGCUGAAAAAACAAUACUACGUCCAUAACAACAAGGAGGUCACAUUUUUGGAAGCGUGGCGCCUCUGCCAAAACGUUGGUCAUCGAUUGGCUACCAUCACUUCCGAAGAGGACAGCCUGCUGUUGGAGCAGGCCAUCGCGAAAUCAACCAACACCAAAGGACCAUGGUAUAUCGGAGGAACCGAUUUGGGCAACGAGGGACACUUCGUUUGGAUUUCCACCAAUAAACCGAUUGGGUACCUCUCGGGAUACUUCAAUUACUCUCCCGGGCAGCCAGAUAACGCUGGAAACAACGAGAACUGCCUGGAGAUAGGACGCUGGGGCGGUGUAGUAUGGAAUGAUGUACCCUGUGAGUGGCGCCAGCGCUAUAUUUGUGAAUAUGUUAGUGCGGUGUGAAUGUCUUCGAAUGAGUGCCUGUUGAGCUGUUGUAAGUGCCAUCGUUAUCUGUGUUUUUCGGAAUACGAACUUGUUUGUUACCUUAGUUUGUGGUGAUAUAACAAAGUCCCACAAUGGACUCUUUUUCUUUAAGUUACUAGUAACCUAUACACCUAUACAUCACUCGCAAUAAUUUAUAAAAAAAAAUCCACGGUUAUACGGAUUGUACGAUUUGUUUAAACUAUGCCGCAUACUGCUGUAUCCAAACAUUGUAAACGAGUUUCCACAAUUUCUAACGGAAUACAUGAAACAAGAAGAAUACAAAUUUACUUAGCGAUUCGCUAUUUGUUCGA